GACAAGCACUGCAUUCAACGGUAAAACAGACGAAAAUAGCAUGUUGCACAACCACAAUCAGUGGGUAUUUAUAACAGUUGAAACGCCUAAGCGGUAGUCGACGUUGUAAUUCUUGACAUAAAAAGAGCUGCUCAGAUCAAACGGUACUCGUCGUUGCAAGAAUGCAAGGAGGAUCAACAGGAAUCGGUUAUGGCCUCAAGUAUCAGGCGAGAUGCAUUGCAGACGUCAAAGCAGACACAGAUCAUACCAGUUUCAUUGCCGGCACUCUUAGUCUCAAAGAAGAAAACGAGGUGCAUUUGAUUAGGCUUUCGUCCGGCGGAACCGAACUCAUAUGCGAGGGUUUGUUUUCGCAUCCGAACGAGAUUUGGGACCUCUCUUCUUGUCCCUCCGAUCAACGCAUUUUCUCCACCGUCUUCUCUUCUGGUGAAUCUUACGGAGCAGCAAUUUGGCGGAUCCCCGAGCUAUAUGGCCAGUUAAAUUCUCCUCAAUUGGAACGACUUGCUUCUCUCGAUGCACAUAAUUCAAAGAUAAAAUGUGUGCUUUGGUGGCCUACUGGAAGGUACGACAAGUUGGUCAGUAUUGAUGAGCAGAAUCUCGUUCUUUGGAGCUUAGAUUCUUCGAGGAAGACUGCACAGGUACAAUCACAGGAGUCAGCUGGCAUGCUUCAUUAUUUAUCUGGUGGAGCAUGGGAUCCACUUGAUGUAAAUGCUGUUGCUUUAACAUCUGAAUCAUCAAUCCAAUUUUGGGAUCUGCGAACAAUGAAGAAAAUGAAUUCAAUUGAGCAUGCCCAUAUUCGUAAUUUGGACUAUGAUACCAAGAAGAAAUAUAUGCUUGUAACAGCAGAGGAUGAGUUUGGGAUACACAUAUGGGAUCUUAGAAUGCCAAAAAUUCCAGUCGCUGAGCUCCCCGGACAUGCACACUGGACAUGGGCGGUUAGAUGUAAUCCUGAGUAUGAAGGACUAAUAUUGAGUGCUGGAACAGAUUCAGCUGUCAACUUGUGGUUUGCUUCUGCUCCUAGUGGUGAUGAUUUGACAUCUGAAAGCUUGGUGGAGUCACCUACCAGGCGAGUAGAUCCAUUGCUCAAUUCCUACAGUGACUAUGAAGACAGUGUUUAUGGCCUUGCUUGGAGUUCUAGAGAGCCUUGGAUAUUUGCAUCAUUGUCCUAUGAUGGGAGGCCAUCCCAUUCAAGCAGAAAGAAUAAUAUUGGAGAAGGGUUUCGGAAGAACAACACAAAGAAGGCUGGCCAAGAGAUGAUGGCCAUGCCCCUUCUAAAAAAUCCACAAAAAACGGUGAUGCAAAUUAAGAGAUGGGUUUUGAAUCUUGAUUGGCGUCUCCUUCUCUUAAUCUUUCUUCCUAUCUCUCUCCUCAUAUUUUUUUCUCUCUCCUCCGGCACCACCACCACCACCACCUUUAAUCCUUUUUCUUCUUUCGUUCCUUGCAAAUCCAUUUGUCACGAUCAUGCCCCUUACCACCCUGGUCCAUCGAUAUCGUCCCUGAAUGGGGUUCACGGUAUGAACAAGUCGGAUAGGAAUUGGUGGCUGAAGGAGAAAAAGGACGAGUUGGAUCGGUCGAGAAUCGCUGUCUGCUUAGUGGGUGGGGCUAGGAGGUUCGAGCUCACUGGACCGUCGAUCGUUCAGAUGAUUCUAAAAGUCUACCCGAAUUCGGAUCUUUACUUGCGCAGUCCGUUGGACUCCAUGACAUACAAGUUGUCGUUGUUGAAGGUAGCGCCUAGGAUUGCCUCCGUGAAGAUAUUUAAGCCGAAGGUCAUUCCGGUGACUGAGUCACAUGUCCGAGUUCUCACAGCUCAAAACUCACCCAAUGGCGUACAGGUAGCGCCUAGGAUUGCCUCCGUGAAGAUAUUUAAGCCGAAGGUCAUUCCGGUGACUGAGUCACAUGUCCGAGUUCUCACAGCUCAAAACUCACCCAAUGGCGUACAGGGACUAUUGCAGUAUUUCAACCUGGUAGAAGGAUGCGUAACAAUGAUUAAAGCUUACCAAGAACAGAACAGCUUCACAUACGACUGGAUAGUCCGAACCCGAGUCGAUGGGUACUGGUCCUCCCCAUUGAGUCCCGUAAACUUCAUCCCCGGUCAAUACCUGGUCCCACCCGGCUCCUCCUACGGUGGACUUAACGAUCGUCUUGGCAUCGGCGAUUUCAACACCUCCACGGUAGCGCUGUCGCGCCUCUCACUCGUCCCCGAACUUGACUUGGCUGGGUUUCGCCAACUCAACUCGGAGUGCGCAUUCAAAGCCCAACUCACCACCCAAAACAUAGCCUACAUCGCCAAACGCCUCCCAUUUUGCGUCGUAACUGACCGGAAAUAUUCUUUCCCGCCGGAUAAUUAUGGCGUUCCGGUUGCAGCCUUGUCCAGUCCGGGACCACUGAGUGGGGCCAAGUGUAGGCCAUGCGAGCCGGUCUGUACUGGGGGAUGCGUGGGAAAUGUGAUGAAUGGGCUGGACAGAGGGUGGAGCUGGACUGACUGGGCCAAUGGGAGUCUUCAGCUUUGUGAUGCUCACGCAGAGUGGCAAAAUGGUUGGGAGGAGACAUUCGACAAAACAGCCGGGAAAAAAUUAGCCGCCGCGAGGAAGCAAGUUUGGGGUUUGAAGUUGGAGCAAUGUGUGAAUGAUUUUGAGGAGAUGAAGAGGCGGACGGCGAACUGGGAGGCUCCGCCGGCGGCCGAGGUUUGUGCGCUCGGUUUGGGUUCGGGGUAG
Ilex paraguariensis (yerba mate) is the source of this 2711-nucleotide messenger RNA. The record is from the annotation of a GenBank genome assembly. Lineage: Eukaryota; Viridiplantae; Streptophyta; Magnoliopsida; Aquifoliales; Aquifoliaceae.